This is a messenger RNA of Spodoptera littoralis (African cotton leafworm), 1365 nucleotides long. NCBI's taxonomy places the organism in Eukaryota, Metazoa, Arthropoda, Insecta, Lepidoptera, Noctuidae. The record is from the annotation of a GenBank genome assembly.
AUGGUAGCCGAAGUUACUAGUGGAUUAAAACGGCAAUUCUUGAUCGCUGGAUGCUUGUACUUAGGCCAGUUGGUAUUGGGCUACACAUUAGGAUGGACAGCUCCAGUGAUAGCUCUACUCCAGAGUCCAGAGCAGACAAUAUUGGAAACUCCGAUAACUGUUGAGCAAGCGUCCUGGAUUGUGUCAACCAGUUUCGCUGGAGUUCUUACAGGUCCUUACAUUGCUGGGUACCUUUGUAAUGUAAUUGGUAGAAAGCCUGUACUGUUCAUUGGUGCUGUGUUCAUGAUAAUUGGGUACAUAAUAAAGGCAUUAGCUAAACAUGUAGCUGUUAUAUAUACUGGUAGGGCAGUCGCAGGAUUUGGGAAUGGAAUGCUAUUCGUCAUUAAUUUAGUCUAUCUUGGAGAAUUAGCAUCAACAAGUAUUCGUGGGACACUUUUAACAUUAACAGGAUUUUCAAGUACUUUUGGUACUUUAGUAGUUUACUGCAUUGGACCAUUUGUGUCCUACGCAGCAUUAUCAUGGAUAGCGGUGGGCAUUGGAGUAGUUUACAUCAUUUUACUAUUCUUCAUUGUUCCUGAAACUGCUGUUUUUCUUGUUAUGGCUAAUAGAAGAGACGAAGCGAUGGAUCUCCUCACAUCACUGGGCAGAAAAGACGACAUAGAUGAUGUAGUGGCUAAAGCAAAUGAGAAACCAAUGUCAAACAAAGCUCAAAUGGCUGAAAUGGUUACCGUAAAAUCGAAUAGGAAAGCAUUGUUCAUAAUUCUCGUUCUGAACAUUCUACAACAAUUCAGUGGUAUAAUAGCGGUAAUAUCCUUUGCUACAACCAUUUUUGAAUUGACUGGGUCAUCUAUGGAGUCCUAUAUAUCUACCAUAAUUGUUGGAGUCACACAGGUCGGUGCAGCGAGUAUUGCACCUCUGUUUGUAGAUAGAACUGGGCGAAGAAUUCUAAUGUUGAUCUCUACUGCAGCUUGUACUAUAAGUUUGGUUGCUCUUGGUGUUUACUUCUUCCUAUACGAUAAUGGGUAUGACAUCGCUGAGGACUUGCAGUGGAUGGCACUAGUAUCACUCGUGCUGUACUUCAUUGCUUAUUUUAGUGGAUUCGGUAUCAUCCCCAACACGUUUAUUGGAGAAAUGUUCACUGACAACUGCAGAGGAUUCAGUUCCACCUUUACCGUCAGCAUUGGAUGGGUCUUCGGCUUUGGUGUAUCGGCUGCGUUUGGGUACAUGUUGCCUGCUUGGGGACCAGCAGUGACCUUCUGGAUCUUCGCUGGAGCUUGUGGCAUAGCCUUAGUGUUUAGCGUAAUAUUCGUACCAGAGACCAAAGGAAAGAGCUUAUUGGAAAUUCAAGAGAUCUUAAGUAAAUAG